AUGCGGAGGGACACGGGGGGACCACGGAGGGGACACGGAGUGACACGGGCGGGACGCAGGGCACCGACAGCCGGAGCCCGAGGCGUCCCCAAGGAGGCCGGAGCCGCUGCCAGGGGACACCAGGGGACACCAGGGGACAUCAGGGGACAGCGGGAGGACAAGCACCGCCGCCCGUCCCGCAGGCCGCUCCCGGUGCAAGCCCUGGCCCGAAAUCCGCCGGUGGCACCGGCCCAAAGCGGCCGCGGAGCGGGCAGGGCGGCCCGAGGGGAGCGCGGGGCACCGGGAGCACCGGGCACCGGGGGCACCGGGAGCACCGGGGGCACCGGGCACGGCGUGUGCGGGCAGGGGCACACGCGUGUGCGCUGGCGUGUCCCUGGCGCGUGCACACGCGUGUGCGGGGCGGGCGCCGAAGCUGCGAGAAGCGCCGCUGGCCGCCGGCCCAGACGCAACCGGCCGCCAAAACCGCCCCGAAAAGCGGGAGAAAAGGGCAACGGCGGCGGGGGCGGGGGGGCAGCAGCAACGCCCGGCGGGGGCGGCCCGCCAACCGCGCCGGGGGGGACACCGGGGGCGUCCCGGGACAGCGAGGAGGGGGGCACGGACCCCUGCGGGACCCCCGAGCCGCAGCCCCCGAGCUGUGCCCUCUCCGGGAAGCGGCCGCUGUUCCUCCCCCCUCCUCCAAAAAACGGGAUGGCGGCCCCCCCCCCGAGCACCCCCGGAACGAGGCGCCCCCGGAGCCGGUGUCCCCGCGGGUUUCGCCCCCGGAGCCUCCCGGCCGCGCUCCGGCGGGUCCCGCCGCUCCCGCCGCGCUCCGGGGCCGCGGUCCCGCCCGUCCCGGCGGUGCCGGGCACGCCAAAGCCCCGUGGCACCGGCGGCCCCGUCCCCGCGCUCCCGCUCCGAGCCCCUCGGCGUCCCGGGGCUCGGAUCCGCUCCGCACCGAGGCAGAACCGGGAGCCCCCGCGCACCGCGGAGCCGCACCGGGACGGGAGCCCCGCACCGGCCCCGUCUCGCUCCCCGCAGCCGCCGCUGCCCCGGGAGGCACCGGGGGUCGCACCCCCACCCGUUACACCCCAUUUCGGGGGGGCAGCGGCCGAGCGCGGCCAGCGGCAAAGCGCACCGCCCCGUGCCACCGUCACCGUGACCCCGCAGGGCCCCGCAGGUGACAGCGACAGCCGGAGGAGCCGAGGGUCGCUGGAUGCGCGCCCCCGACCCCCCCGCGGGCUCCCCAAACCCUGCCGGGACCCCCGGGAUCAGCCCCCGGUGCUGCCCGGGACCCCCGGGAACCCCUCGGGACCCCCGAGACCCCCCGGGACCACCGAGACCCCCGGAAACCCCCCGGGACCCCCGGGAACCCCCCAAGACUCCCCGGAACGACCCGGACCACCGGGACACCCCGAGACCCCCGCCCAGGCCCCGCCCCCAACCAGCUAA
Messenger RNA from Pyrgilauda ruficollis (rufous-necked snowfinch), 1428 nucleotides. Its product is annotated as proline-rich protein 2-like. Lineage: Eukaryota; Metazoa; Chordata; Aves; Passeriformes; Passeridae. The record is from RefSeq and is a predicted model, not a curated record. The coding region runs from base 1 to 1428 and encodes 475 amino acids. The transcript has 3 exons.